UCUUCAUAGUUUUAUUUUCAACAACCCAAAAAAUUUUAAAAAAAUAAAACUGAAGAUUCCACCCCUUCAUUUUUCUUUUCCUUCAAAGAUAAAAUUUUCUUCCAGUUGUUUUGAAAUUGACAGGCAGAUCUUGUUCCACACAAAUUAAACAAAUUCAACUCCUAAUUCACCAUUUUCACAUCCCCCAUCUUCACCUUUUGUGUAAUUGGUACAGCUAAAAUGCUUGGGGAAGAGGAUUCAAGUGCUCAAGCAAAUUCCGCCGCGGUGGCCGCCAUGGCAACAACCCAUGAAGGUGGUGGUGGUGAUGAAGAAGAUAAGAUUAAUAGAAGUAUUGAUGAAGGUGAACGCAGUUGCGGUGGAAACCGGUGGCCUAGACAAGAGACCUUGGCCUUGUUGAAGAUACGUUCUGAUAUGGACCAACAAUUCCGUGAGUCCAGUCUCAAAGGUCCAUUGUGGGAAGAAGUUUCAAGGAAACUUGCCCAGCUUGGUUUCAAUAGGAGUGCCAAGAAAUGCAGAGAGAAAUUUGAGAAUGUUUUCAAGUACCAUAAGAGAACCAAAGAAGGUCGGAGUAGUAAAGCCGACGGCAAGACUUAUCGGUUUUUCGAUCAAUUAGCAGCCCUUGAAAAUCAUCCACGACCACCCCAACCACCACCACAAAAACCUCAAGUGGUGUCAAUGCCUUGGAAUAAUAAUAAUCCUCCUAGUACUGUGUCUCAUAUUACUGUUCCAUCAACAACAGCCACCACAAACCCUAUAAAUAUCUCUCAAAACAUUGUCACAGCACCACCAACAACAAACCCUACACUUCCUGCUCAAAACAAUAGUAUCUCCACUUCUAAUUUCCCAAACAUUUCUGCGAAUCUCUUUUCGAGUUCUACAUCUUCUUCAACAGCAUCAGAUGAGGAAUUCCAAGGGCAGGGAAAGAGAAAGAGGAGAUGGAAGGAUUUCUUUGAGAGGCUAACCAAGCAAGUGAUGAAGAAGCAGGAAGAGUUACAGUCGAGAUUCUUGGAAACGAUAGAGAAACGCCAACACGAUCGAAUGGUUAGAGAAGAAACAUGGAGGACGCAAGAAAUGUCAAGAAUCAAUAGAGAACAUGAGAUUUUAGUCCAAGAAAGAUCGGCCGCAGCAGCCAAAGAUGCAGCAGUGAUUGCAUUGUUACACCAAAUGUCCGGAUCACAACCACCGGCAUUUCAUCAAACACUUGGCAAUCCAGAAAAACCACCACCACCACUUCCUCCUCCGGCUCGACCACAUCAACACCAAUUGCCACCACCGCCCUCGGUGAAUUUCAAUACAACAAAAAGGGUUGAUAAUGGAGAGGAUAAUAGUAACAUUGAUGCAACUUCAACGUCUUCUAGAUGGCCAAAACCGGAAGUUGAAGCUCUAAUCAGUCUGCGAACCAGUCUUGACAUAAAGUACCAAGAAAAUGGACCGAAAGGGCCAUUAUGGGAUGAUAUUUCGGCUGGAAUGCGACAAUUGGGAUACAACAGAACUGCCAAAAGAUGCAAAGAAAAGUGGGAAAACAUAAACAAGUAUUUCAAGAAAGUGAAAGAGAGCAAUAAACAAAGGCCUGAAGAUUCCAAAACAUGCUCUUAUUUUCACCAGUUGGAUGCUCUAUACAAGGACAAGAUUAACAAUAACAACAACAAGGUGGGUGCUAAUUCUUCAAGUAAUUCUGGUGAUUUUGUUCUGAAGCCCAUUACUCCGAUUAUGGAGCCCUUGAUGGUCCGGCCAGAACAACAAUGGCCUCUUCAGCAAGAAAGUAAUACUAACCAGAUUCAAUCAAUAAUGGAGGAUAAUGAGAGGGGUGAUAUCAUGGAUCAGAAUCAAGAAGAGGAGACUGAAGAAGAUGGAGACACUGAUGACGACGACGACGAAGAUGCUCAGGGUUUUGAGUUGGUACCAAACAAACAAGUUUCAAUGGCCUCUACUACUGGUGAGUAAAACCAUGUUUAUACCAUUGCUGUAAAAAAAGAGAGAAAUUGGUCAUUUUCAACCCUCAAGUCUGGCUUGUCACAAUAAUCUUUUUAAACAAAAUUGUACCCUUUUUACAUUUUUUUACUGUUCAUACUUGAUAUGUUUACGUAGGGAUUCACAAAACAGAAAUAAAGAAAAGGCAGUGAUGUAUGUUUCUGCUGAUCAGUGGGUGUAAAUGGGAGAAUUGGUGUUUAGUGUAUGUUGUUUAUAGUGAUCAAUGGAGAUUAUUAUUAUAUAA
Messenger RNA from Tripterygium wilfordii, 2215 nucleotides. Its product is annotated as trihelix transcription factor GT-2-like. Lineage: Eukaryota; Viridiplantae; Streptophyta; Magnoliopsida; Celastrales; Celastraceae. The record is from RefSeq and is a predicted model, not a curated record. Bases 220 to 1944 code for a protein of 574 amino acids. The transcript has 2 exons.